AGUCAAACAGCACAAUAGAAACAAACAUCAUCAAGAAGAAGAGGAGGAGAAGAAAGUGGAAGGGCAAAAGGAAUCGCCAUGGGGGCUGAAGGAGAUGCCUCUGAAGAAAGAGGAUUAGGUUGCACUGAAGAGCGCCUUGGCAUCUUACACGAAAUGAUCGUCAAUUGGGAUUCUGAUCAAUCAAUGAUAUGGGAUCGAGAUCCGGAGGAAGCUGCUCUCUUCUUGAGAAUUGUGGAUGAAGUUCGCCUGUUUACUGAAAACUUGGGAGAGGAACAAAAAGAGAUCCUGUGUCAUGCCCACAGCACUCUUCAGUCAGCUAUGUCCAGGCUUGAGGAUGAGUUUAUCCACCUUCUAGUUCAAUACCGACAACCUCUGGAACCUGAUCAUAUGUCAUUCCGUUCUACGGAAGAUGAACUAGUCGAUGAUUUCUCAUCGAGUUCUUUUGAUGAGGAGCCAAUUCAAGGGAAGAUACGGACUGAGAGCAGUCGGGGUUCAGAAGAGUUUGUGAUCGAUUUGAUCCACCCAGAUGCUGUUUUUGAGCUUAGAACCAUAGCGGAGUUGAUGUUUCUUUCAAAGUAUGACAAGGAGUGUUGUCAAGCUUUUAUAGCUGUUAGAAGGGAGGCAUUGGAUGAUUGCUUAUCGAUUCUUCGAGUGGAGAGGCUGAGCAUUGAAGAAGUCAUCCAAUUGGACUGGACUGCGUUAAAUACUCUGAUCAAAAGAUGGAAUCGAGCAUUGAAAGUAUUCAUAAGAGUAUAUCUUGCUAGUGAGAGGCGACUUAGUGAUUUAAUCUUUGGUGAAUGUUCUGAGUCUGUCGGAGAUUACUGCUUCCUUGAAUCCUCAAAGGGAUCAAUUCUCCGAUUUCUCAAUUUGGGUGAAGCCAUUGCAAUUGGACCCGUGGAGAUUGAAAAGCUCUUCAGAAUCCUCGAUAUGUAUGAGGGGCUGCAAGAUCUUCUUGCAGAUGUAGAAUCCUUGUACUCGGGAGAUUCUGGUUCUUUGAUACUGAUGGAGUGCCACGAGGUCUUGCUAAGAUUGAGCAAAUUUAUAAUUGGAAUUUUCACCGAGUUCAAGAAUGCAAUAAGAAAGAAAACAUCAAAUACCCCUUUUCCUGGUGGUGGAGUCCAUCAUCUCACAAAAUAUGUCAUGAAUUAUAUGAGGACCCUUGCUGAUUAUAGUGGAACCCUAAAUCUCCUUCUCAAUGACGAAGAUGAAAAGGACUGCCCUAAUUCUUCUGCUCCAAUGAUGCAUCAUCUCCAAUCGAUUGUCUUGAUUCUCGAAGCCAAUCUUGAAGCUAGAUCAAUGCUAUAUACAGAUACAGCUCUCCAGCAUCUAUACAUGAUGAACAACCUAUGUUACAUAGUUCAGAAGGUAAAGAACUCUGACCUUCGUUCAAUCCUCGGUGACGAUUGGAUUCGCGCAUACAGCAGAAAAUUUCGUCAGCAUGCUAUGAACUAUGAACGGGCUUCGUGGAUCUCGGUUCUCUCUUUCCUCAAGGACGAAGGCAUAUGUAGCCAUGGGUCGAGCUCUCCUUCAAGGACAGUUCUGAAGGAGAGGUUCAGAGGUUUUAACCUCGCGUUUGAAGAGGUUUACAGGGCGCAAACAGGUUGGAACAUUCCAAAUAUCGAGCUCAGAGAUGAUCUGAAGAUAUCGAUAUCAUUGAAGGUGCUACAAGCUUAUCGAACAUUCAUGGGGAGGUAUGCAAGCCAUCUUGAUGGGGUGAGACAUCGCGAUAGUUACAUAAAAUACUGUCCUGAAGAUCUUGAGAGAUGCUUGUUGGAUCUUUUUGAAGGAACGUCGAGAGUGAUGCACACUCACAGGAGGUGAAGAAGAUCACAGUUUUGAUGUGUUGUACAGUGCUUUAGUUGGUUGUUGAUGGGUAUUGACUGUGAUUGUAGUUCUAAAUAUUGGUUUUUUGGACGAUAUAAGCUCUUGUAACAUGAGUUGUCCGAUAAAUUUCUAGGAUGAGAAUAAUUUGGGAUGCAACUUAGAAGUUGCAACCCUCAUUUAAUGUAAAUGUACUGAAUCUGUAUUGCUUGCUGUAACAAUAUACGAUUGAGAGAUGUUCAUUCAUAUUUUUACUGAAUAUUAUUCAAAAAUGGGAAAUUGAAUCAAA
Asparagus officinalis (garden asparagus) is the source of this 2110-nucleotide messenger RNA. Its product is annotated as exocyst complex component EXO70B1-like. Gene Ontology annotation, molecular function: phosphatidylinositol-4,5-bisphosphate binding. Gene Ontology annotation, biological process: exocytosis. The record is from RefSeq and is a predicted model, not a curated record. NCBI's taxonomy places the organism in Eukaryota, Viridiplantae, Streptophyta, Magnoliopsida, Asparagales, Asparagaceae. Bases 79 to 1821 code for a protein of 580 amino acids. The transcript is spliced from 2 exons. Gene Ontology annotation, cellular component: exocyst.